CUAACCUCAACUCUAAUGUCCGUACUUGACUUAGACUCGGAGGUAGAUGGUCCUUGCCCAGUAUUCAAAGAGGAUGCGCCAUCGUCUACUCCUUUGAUGCAGGCCAAGCAUUUAUACCUUGGAAGGCGUGGGUUGACAGGCAUCGCAUGUCUCGACCUCGCCGCUUUGGAUUCAACAAUCAAUUCGGAUGCGACUGUGGUGGCUAAUCUACUUUCAAAUUUAAGGAGGCGACAUAAUGACUUUGGGCCCGAGGAGAAGAAGUCCGACAUCAAUGAGUCAGCAGGCAAUUAUUCUUGCUUUCCAUCUUCCUAUUUUGUCAACCAAAACUUCGCCCCUGAAAAAUUUAUCCUUCCAGAGGCUCGAUGGCUCUUAUCGCCGAGUCUUAAAUUCGUCCAAUUUGCUCAGUAG
Messenger RNA from Protopolystoma xenopodis, 408 nucleotides. The record is from the annotation of a GenBank genome assembly. Lineage: Eukaryota; Metazoa; Platyhelminthes; Monogenea; Polystomatidea; Polystomatidae.